Messenger RNA from Hirsutella rhossiliensis, 1032 nucleotides. RefSeq names its product mycolic acid cyclopropane synthetase domain-containing protein. The transcript is spliced from 5 exons. The record is from RefSeq and is a predicted model, not a curated record. Lineage: Eukaryota; Fungi; Ascomycota; Sordariomycetes; Hypocreales; Ophiocordycipitaceae. The coding region runs from base 1 to 1032 and encodes 343 amino acids.
AUGAACUACGACUGGAUCCUCGACGGCGGCUACCUCCCUCAAGCCGUCAUCCGUGUCGGCAUCCGGAGACAGCUCCGUGAUCGGCUGUCGUCCAUCGAGGCCUCGGGGCUGAGCGAGGCGGUCGAGGCCAAGAUGGCGUAUCUAGAGCGCCUUCGCAAGCAGCCCAUUGCCAUCAAGACCAACACGGCCAACAAGCAGCACUACGAGGUGGGGACCGGCGUCCUGACGGCCUGCCUCGGUCCGCGCAUGAAGUACUCCAGCUGUCUGUAUCCCACGGGUAACGAGACGCUGGCCCAAGCCGAGGAGGCCAUGCUACAGUCUUACCUGGACAAGGCGGAGUUGAAUGAUGGCAUGAGCAUCCUCGACCUCGGAUGCGGCUGGGGCUCCGGGGCUUUGUUCUUCGCCGAGAAGCUGCCAAACGCGCGAGUCACGGCCUUUUCCAACUCGCGAACGCAGAAGGCGCACAUCGACGCCGAGUCCCGCCGCCGGGGCCUGAGCAACGUGGCCGUCAUCACGGGCAACGUCGUCGACUACGAGUUUGAGCACGAGAGCUUCGACCGCGUCGUGUCCAUCGAGCUUUUCGAGCACAUGAAAAACUAUGAGCUGCUUAUGGCCAAAAUCUCGCGGGCUCUCAAGCCUGGCGGGAAGCUAUUCGUGCACAUGUUUGCCCACAAGACGACGCCAUACGACUACGAGGAGGGCUGGAUGACAACGCACUUCUUCACUGGCGGCACCAUGCCGUCGGCCGACCUGCUGCUCUACUUCCAGCGCCAUCUCACGGUCCAGAGGCAGUGGUGGGUCAACGGGACGCACUACUCCCGAACAUGCGAGCAAUGGCUAUCGUCCAUGAUUGCAAACAAGAAGCAGAUGUGGCCUCACCUGGUGGAGACGUAUGGAGGGGAGAGCGAGGCAAUGACGUGGUAUAACCGGUGGCAGGUCUUCUACAUGGCGUGCUCUGAGCUGUUUGCCUAUGACGGCGGGGACACUUGGGGCGUGGCGCAAGGCCUGUUUGAAAAGCACAGCGAUUCGUGA